This is a messenger RNA of Drosophila teissieri, 3062 nucleotides long. RefSeq names its product kinetochore and Eb1-associated basic protein (gene Kebab). Bases 1056 to 2687 code for a protein of 543 amino acids. NCBI's taxonomy places the organism in Eukaryota, Metazoa, Arthropoda, Insecta, Diptera, Drosophilidae. The record is from RefSeq and is a predicted model, not a curated record. The transcript has 4 exons.
CCAGUGAAAUGGCCACUGAUAACAUCAUCAUCAUCAUCAUCAUCGCCAUCAUAACCACCAUCAUCGCUAUCGUUAUCCUCGGCUGUCUAACCUACAUUUUUCCAGCGCUUCCUGGUGGGCGUGCGCUCAAAUUUAACAAGCUGCUCCAUUAUUUAUUGCGGUUAAAUUGCAAAAACACAGCAGUCAAAACAAGAAAACUAUACAGUGUACAGGUGUAGGUGUGUGUGCACUGAGAGGAUUUUGGUGGUGGCUUCAAAGUCUAGUGAUUAGUUGCGAUGAAGAAACUAAUUGGCUUGCUGGACUAUUUUCCACUUGACUUUGGAUUUUCAUCGUAUUGGGUAUAUGAUGGGACUUCUUAUCCUACGUUUUCUAAAGUGUUUAUUCGGGCACCCCGCAAAUAACACCUUCACGAAGCUCUGGGGAUUGCGGCUACGCCACUGCGGCCCCCUGGCUCCUGAACCCAUGCUCCUGGCUGCAUGUUCCAGGUUCCGGGCUCCUGGCCCUCUGCCUCUCAAUUCCUGGCUGGCAUCCUGCUGGCUUCGCUUCCGACGCGUGUAUUGUUUCGUAAUUACGCCGCAAAUGGGCGGGGUCAUGGGUCGGCGGACGCAGCACCUUGUACGCCCACAUGGGAGCCCGUGCUCGUGGUAGGUGCAACCAAUUUUCACUUUCAUCCAUGAUUUAUGUGCUCACCGCCCGCGUUGCCUUACCCAAUGGAUGCAGUUUUAAAGUUAAUAAAGGCAGCGGCGGGCGCUGCUUGUAAUUGCUGGAGAGUGCCAAUUAUUUUCAGCUGUCUGGUGAAUGAACAUGAAUCGAUUUCACUUUUGCUUUUAAAAAACCGUUUCGUUUCAUAAUUUUAUCGAUCCUUUUUGGCGCUGCCACUGUUGAUCGCCAAGUGCUGCCACUUGUAUAUUCUGCGGCAGCGUUGCCAGAUGCUGUUAUGUCAUUGACAUAUGAGCGUUUGUUGUCACUGGCUUGUUGUUGUUGAAAUUUAAAAAGUGUAAAUAUCCUGAAGAAUAUUAAAAACAUUUACAUUAAGCGCUCGAAAAAGGAGUAGUAUGGCUACAUCGCCAGAUGUGCGAACUCCGGGCUGCUGCUCACCCUUGCGCACCAAGGAAUUGCUGGAAAGGCAGAGGUCCAGUAGGUGUACCCCCGGAAAAGGAUAUCUAACCCCACGAAACUGCCAGAGCCCCAAAAAGCCAGAGAUGCGGAUACCUUCCGUAAUCGUCACCGAUGCCGAGUUCGGCUUGGAGCGCCCUAAUCAAUUGCUACAGCGUCUGGAGAGAUCACUAUUUCGAUCUUCCUCUGCUUCCAAAGUGCCAUCGAAAAAUGCAUUGUUGGCAUCCCAAGGCAGACAGCGCACCUGGGAAGGACCCAAAACCCCAGAGCUCCGCCGUACCAACAAAACCGUACCCUCUUCGGAACCUCGUCCAAAACGUUCUAAGGAACUACUGGAGGAUCUUAGGUCCACGCAUCGAGGAGCUUCUGUCACGAAAUUAGCGACCCAAUUCAAUAAGGAAAACCAAGAACUUUCAAAGAGCCCUGCAUUCAUACCAUCCUCGGAGCCACAGCCUAUCCGCCCAAAAUUGAUCCUCGAACGGGAGCGCCAAGAGUCUAUAACCAAUCGGUUGGCAUCAACUUCCAUUGACCGCCUAAAGACAAAGCCACCAAGGACGAGUUAUACAUCGAGCAGGCUGCUGGUGCCUCAGAUGGGAUUUUCGUACCCCAAGGAUCCGAAAAGGCUUCAUGAAUCCAGCAGAGCAAUCAAGCUGACCACCUCAAAGCGAAAGUUGGACUUCAAAACUGAGCUGCGCACCGAUUUGCUGCGGCGGGAGCUGGAAAAGAUUGCAAAGGAAUGGCGGAAAAAGACGGACUUCCAGUUACGUCAGCUUAUCUCGGAUUUUGUGAAACAACUAGUGCGCCUCCUAGCCUUUAAUGGGAUAACAUUUUCGCAUCUUAGCAGGGAUUGUUAUGUGCAGCAGAUGAUGGAGGCACUGCAGCAGCUGCACUACACCAAAAAGGUGAACAAAAGCUGGCUUCAAACGCCGAACAGCACACAAGCCAUCGCCCAUGUGCUGGAAUUACUCAAUUUCUUGUUGGGUGUCCUCGAACAUCGAAAAGGGGAAGGCAUGUGUGUGCUCCCUGUUGUUUCUGAAAAGCAGAGAAUUGAACAACUUGCAUCGGCAUCUGGUACAUCUUAUGAUGUAAUGAGCCUGCAACAGAAGUUUGAAAACAUAAAAAUAAAGAAGGAAAGUUUAAACAAUUACCAAGCAUCCCCCAAGUCAGAAUCCCCCGCAUACAAGGACAUGGAUAAAGUAAGGGAGCGGAAUGGAAAUCAGGACUUCGCCAGACUCCUAGAUUUCCAGAAAGAGACCCAUCAUGAACUCCACCUGCAUCGCCUGCGCCUUGAGGAGUUUUCCGAGCUCGUGAGCCUCGCCGUGAUAAAACUAAAACGCUGUCAUGAGGGCAAUAAGCAAAGCAUUCAAGCCUUUAAUGAGCAAAUACAAGACUUGGCCGACUCCGUGGUUUUGAGAAACAGAAAUGUCGGCCUUUUAACCCAGUUACAUUUGAACGAAAAUCCCGGGCAGAAGCAGUUACACGAACGACUGGAGCAACUGCAGCGACUGUAUGAGGAUAAUUAUUCAAAUCUUCUACAGUUAAACAUUAGGCCGCCCCAGGAAAAGCCUUGAGCGAACAUAAGCCACAUCCCUCAUUGAAUUCCAGUUAAUUUAAGCAAAUAUUUGCGUGUUACGUAAGUUGCACACUGAACCCACCGCCUAAGCUCCUGGCUUAGUAGUAGUUCUUCGAAUUUCACAGAUUUAUUUAAUUGAAUUUAUCAACUGAAAGUCUCGGCAAUGUCCUGGCCUGGAUUUAAGUUCGUGUAAUUGACAUUUAAAUGAGUCAUCGACAGCUUGGCUACACUAAGUCAAAGGAAAUAGCUGCAAAGUUAAGCAGCUUGGCUUCGAUUUGCCUAAAUAUUUAAAAUUGCAGUACCAUUUUAUUGGUAUAUUUGCGCUUUCCUUUCGUUAUUUAAAGUUGCCAUUGUAAAUACACCAUAUACUCAU